Messenger RNA from Babjeviella inositovora NRRL Y-12698, 1683 nucleotides. RefSeq lists its product as uncharacterized. The record is from RefSeq and is a predicted model, not a curated record. Gene Ontology annotation, cellular component: membrane. The transcript has a single exon. The coding region runs from base 70 to 1479 and encodes 469 amino acids. NCBI's taxonomy places the organism in Eukaryota, Fungi, Ascomycota, Pichiomycetes, Serinales.
AUUGCAACCAUCACCUGCCAGUUCUCACUCGCCUCUAGCUCAGUUUACCGCACUACACUAUCUUCUUCCAUGGGGAUCCUUCUAUCAUUACCCAUUACGCUUGCAACAUCACUUGCGCUGUGCUGUGGCGCAGCGACCUGCUCCAUGUUCUGCCUGUCGCUCGGCGGGACCUUCUCGUCGUCGAUUCUUACACGCAUUACUUACGCAUUGAUCUUUGUGGUUAAUUCCGUCUUAUCCUGGGUGAUGCUCUCGCCCUGGGUGACGCGGCGACUAGAAAAGUUGAGUUUCGGCCUCGUAAAGUUCCAGUGCGAGGGCGAACAGUGCUCUAGUUUCAGCUCCGUGCACCGCGUUAACCUCGCGCUCGGGGUGUUCCACUUGGCGUUGGCGCUUUUGCUCACCAACAUACGCCUGACAUCUAAUCCGCGCGCGGUGAUCCAAAACGGCUGCUGGAAGGUGAAGAUCGCAGCCUGGUGGGGCUUUAUCGUGGGAAUGUUCCUCCUCCCAGAUGCGUUCUUCGUCUGGUGGGGCAACCACUUGGCGGUGGUGUUUUCCACCGUCUUUCUAGGUAUCGGCUUGAUUUUGUUGGUGGAUUUUGCACACGAGUGGGCUGAAACCUGUUUGGUGAAAAUUGAGGAAGGCGAGGCCGCGGGUGAAGAACCUGGCCUCUGGAAAAACCUCCUUGUGGGCGGAACCUUGUCGAUGUACGCGGGCACACUUAUCCUCACUGGCAUCAUGUACUGGUUCUUUGCUGGUUCUGGGUGCUCUAUGAAUCAGGCAGCCAUUACUGUCAACCUCAUCUUGGCGUUAGCCGUGUCGUCCACCUCCAUUCAUCCACUCAUCCAGGAGUUCAAUCCUCAGGCUGGUUUAGCCCAGGCCGCGAUGGUAUGUAUCUACGGGUCCUAUUUGACCAUGUCUGCCGUGGCUGCUGAGCCCGACGACAAGAUGUGCAACCCGUUGGUGCGGUCCAAGGGUACCAGAACCGCUUCCAUCGUGUUGGGGGCAUUCUUCACGUUUGUGGCGAUAGCCUAUACCACCACUCGUGCUGCUGCUAACUCCGCAUUCGGGGACUAUACUGGGGAAGAAGCUAGCCCCGGUCCCAUCACCGAACAACCGGUGAGAAAUGAAAUGCGCAUUGCUGCUAUCCAGGCGGCGGUUAACGAGGGCUCGUUGCCGGAGUCAGCAUUGACCCAGGCGUACUUGUAUGAUACCGAUGAAUCACGCGAAGUCGAUGAGGAACGCAGGGGCACCAAGUACAAUUACGCACUUUUCCAUGUGAUUUUCUUCCUUGCAACUCAGUACACUGCAACAUUAUUGACGAUGAACGUUGAGCAGGAUGACUUGGGUGAUUUUGUGCCAGUCGGACGCACGUAUUUCAUGGCGUGGGUCAAAAUCGUGAGUACCUGGGUGUGUUACUUGUUAUUUGAGUGGAGCUUGCUUGCCCCAGCGUUGUUCCCGGAUCGGUUUGCGGUGCAAUUGUAACAGGCUGUGUAAUAGGGUGAAAUAAAGGUCUUUGUUUACAGUAACAUCAAUUCUGCAUUGCAGGUUUAUAGUCAUAAGUGUUGUUUUUGCUCUUUGUAAUUACUAAAAAGACUCCUUAUGCCAAUUUAAGGUGCGGUAGUUAUGCGAUUAAUACCAGCAUGCCCCAGUGAUAAGCUGACUGUUUAACGGGUAAAAUGGACAAUU